Molecule: messenger RNA, 6138 nt
Organism: Bacidia gigantensis
Lineage: Eukaryota; Fungi; Ascomycota; Lecanoromycetes; Lecanorales; Ramalinaceae
Product: Type I Iterative PKS
Exons: 4
Coding region: 1-6138 (2045 amino acids)
Biological process (GO): fatty acid biosynthetic process
Molecular function (GO): phosphopantetheine binding; fatty acid synthase activity
Source: RefSeq, a predicted model, not a curated record
AUGGGGUCAACACAACCCACCGUCCUCCUCUUUGGGGAUGUCACAGACCCAUGGGUUGACGGCAUGGACUAUGUCUGUCGCCAGGCUACCACGACGCCAUAUCUCAAAGCCUUCUUGGAGGAUCUGUUCUCUGCCUUCAAGGCUGAGGUCAGAGGCAUGGACCGGUUUUUGCGAGAAAGCUUUGGAUCUUGUUCUAAUUUCCAAGAGCUUGCCCAAAAGCACCGCCACUCCGGCGACAAGGUCGGCAUGGUACAUGGCAUGCUUCUCUAUACAGUACGAGCAGCGCUGCUGUUGAAAACUGCUGAUCGCGAGCCACUGCUGCUCAACCCGGGCGAGGGCACCGAGUCGCAUUUGGUAGGUAUCUCUGCCGGCAUAUUCAACGCUGUUGCGGCGGCCGCGUCUGCCAACUUUGGCACUCUAUACAGCGCAUGCAUCGAGGCUGGUCGGGCGUACGCCCGACUCUGCGAUGUCACCUUAAUUCGCUCAAGAGCGAUAGAGGACCGACCUGGAGUCUGGGGCUGGGUCAUCAUCGACGUCGCAGUAAACAAACUUGAGAAGAUACUGGAACAGUUUCAAAAUGCCAAGGGUGUGCCAAUCUCCAAGAGGGUCAAGGUUGCUAUUACAGGAUUUCGAUGGUGCAGUAUCGUAGGACCACCUUCGGUUUUAGAUCUUGUUUUGAGCCAGUGCCCAGAGCUGAAGAAUGCGAUGAAGAACGAAUUACCUGGCAUUCGUGCUAUGCAGCACGGCCUCGAAGUCUCGGAUGCUGAUGUUGACUAUGUCGCGGGAGAUUCUUCCCUCCACUCCAUCGCCCCUCGCCCAGGAUACAAGGUAUGGGGGAUCGCUGGGAAUAAAACUAAUGCCACAUACUCCAGCUGGGGUCAACUGCUGAAAGCUGCAGCCUUGUCAACCCUGUCGCAACGGUUGGACAUUGUGCAAGCCGUGAACAAGCUUAGUGCUCAUCUCGGGAUGUCAAAGCAAGCUGACAUCAAGAUGAUGGGCCCCAGCGGCCACGCAGAGUACGUUAUCAACAGCUUGAAGGCUGGGGUUGGCAUGGGAACAAGGCAAAUAUCUGUCGAUGAUGAUCUGGCGGCCCCUUCGUCGAGCAAAGGCGUAAGAGAAGGCGCCAUCGCUAUCGUUGGUAUGGCGGGCAAAGGGCCCAGCAGUGAAGACCUCGACGAGUUCUGGAAAGUUAUCGAGACGGGCCAAGACACCUCCCAAGAAGUUCCCAGCGACCGUUUCUCUCUGGACGAGUACUACUGUGAGACGCACGGCGCAGCCCGUUCUCCAGGUGAGGUUAAGUGCACUAUGAGUUGCCGACACGGGUGCUUCAUCAAGAAUCCGGGCCACUUUGACGCCAAAUUCUUCCACAUCUCACCGCGCGAGGCUCUGCUGAUGGACCCAGUUGCCCGCCUCUUCCUGAUGAGCGCGUAUGAAGCUCUUGAGCGGGCCGGAUAUUCAGCUGGCCAGACCAGGACGACGGAUCCGAACAAGAUAGCUGUCUUUUUCGGUGCUAGCGCUGACGACUGGUACAAAGUCAGUCAUUCUUCCCUUGGUUGCGACGCAUAUACACUCCAAGGAAUGCAGCGAGCCUUUGGCCCAGGCCGGCUAGCCUUCAAUAUGAACUGGGAGGGGCCGACCUACUCGCUCGACUCUGCAUGUGCGGGCACAACUUCAGCUAUGCACCUUGCUAGCAUGAGCUUGCUGUCAAAAGACAUUGACAUGGCAGUUGCGGGCGCCACAAACGUACUAUCAGACCCCCAUUCUUUCACCCUCCUCAGCAAAGCCGGCGUCUUGUCCAACACAGGAAACUGUAAGACAUACCGAGACGACGCUGAUGGCUAUUGCCGCGCAGAUUUCAGUGGCGCCGUCGUUCUGAAGCGGCUUGAGGAUGCUAUCGCGCACAAUGACCAGAUCUUGGCCGUUAUUGCGGCAUCGGCCAGAAACCAUUCUGGCAACUCGACGUCUAUCACGACCUCGGACGCGAACGCCCAACAAAGACUGUUCAGCAAAACCCUCCGUAACGCGCGAUUGUCUCCUCAAAAUAUCUCCUAUGUUGAGAUGCAUGGAACAGGAACCCAGGUUGGGGACAAGGCAGAAAUGGCGGCAGUCUCCAAUGUCUUUUCACCAAGACCAGCUGGGCACCCUCUGAUCGUCGGAGGCAUUAAGGCCAACAUCGGUCAUAGCGAAGCAGGCGGUAAUGCAUGUGUGAUCCUUGAAGAAUACAAGCAAGAUCCAGCUAGACACAGUGGAGACGACCCUCGGUCGACUCAUGUCAUCUCGAGCUCGGCCAGGACACAGUCGUCGUACCUCGCCAAUUUGCGUCAACUCGCCAAGUGGCUCCAUGCAAACCCCAACGCCAGGAUUCAGGACGUAGCCUACUCGACGACAGCACGGAGAGUGCAACAUCCAUUGAGGUUUGCUUUUGCGGCAUCCACAUCGCAGAAGGCUAUUUCCGAGCUCGAGGCCGAGAUCGAGCGCGCCGCCGGCGGUUCUAAGGCGGCCAAGUCCACGUCCACCGACGUCGUCUUCGUCUUCACAGGGCAGGGCUCGCAUUACGCAGGAAUGGGCGCCGAGCUGUACCGCACAAGCGACGUCUUCCGCAGGACGGUCGACUUGUGCGUUGCGAUCUGUGCCUCUAGCAAAUUCCCGCCCUUCUUAGACAUUAUCACCGACAGCUCUAUCGACUUGGCGACCAAGGACGCGGCGCAGAUCCAGCUCGCUGUCAUCACACUAGAGAUUGCCCUGACGGCUUUCUGGCGGUCCACUGGCAUAGUGCCUGCUAUGGUCAUGGGCCACAGUCUGGGAGAAUACGCCGCCCUGCACGCUGCUGGCGUCUUAUCGUUGGUUGACACUCUGCACCUUGUCGGCUCGCGUGCUCGCCUGCUCCUAGAACGAUGCGAACCGAAUUCUUGUGCUAUGCUCUCUGUGUCAGCUUCCGCAUCAUCAGUGCGAGAUCGCCUCGCCCAGCGCAAAGACUCUUCCUGUAGCGUCGCAUGUAUCAACAGUCCAAGCGCUACCGUCAUCAGCGGGACGGCGGAGGACUUGAAGCAGAUCGAGGCAGACAUAAAGGCUCAGGAUUCAAAGACGCGCACUACGACGCUAUCUAAUCCGUUUGCAUUUCAUUCGUCCCAGAUAGAUGCCAUACUGCACGACUACAAGACUGUCGCAAGUGGCGUAACUUAUCUGCCGCCCAAGGUCCCUGUGGCGUCAACACUUCUUGCAUCUGUCGUCGAGGGGCCGGGUGUCUUCAGCGAGGACUACCUCGUAAAGCAAACACGCCAGCCGGUUGACUUCUGUGGCGGCCUUGACGCCGUCAAGUCAACGCUGAAGAAUUCGUUCUGGCUCGAGAUCGGCCCGGGGCCGGUUUGCAAUUCAUUCGUGCGGGCCACACUUUCUCCACCACCUACGAAGAUCAACCACAGCAUCGACGCAAACUCCAGCAAUUGGGCUUCCAUUUCUAAAAGUCUUGCCAUGGCGCACAUGAGUGGGGCUGACGUCGACUGGCUAGCACUACACGCACCUUACGAGGGCAACCUUGAGCUGCUGCCGCUUCCGACUUAUGUGUGGGACGUCAAGGACUACUGGAUUACACAUACCGACAAGAAAGCCGGACUGGUCGUUGAUGCGACGCAGGCUGCGGCCCCAUCGGAGCCUUUCCUCGGCACGACCGCACAGUACCUCGUAGAGAAGACCCUCUCCCCUAAGAUACAGGUCACCUUCCGAGCCACUAUCUCGGAGCACGGUUUCUUGGGUCUUAUAGACGGCCAUCAGAUGCAAAAGAUCGCGCUUGCUUCUGGGAGCGUCUUCAGCGACGCUGCCGCAACAGUUGCCAAAUAUACCCUCGAGUACAGCGGCAGGAAGGAUGUGACUGCGGCACACCUCACUUUCCAUGACCCGGAACUUCUCGCUCCUCUGACUCGAGACCUUGUCGGCCUUGACGGGGCACUACUCUCCACAGCCACUAUGGAGAGUUCCUCGACCGACACCAUCCUGGUUACGUUCAAGGCCACUUCAAAACGUGGCGAAUCUCACGAUCUCGGGUCGAUAAGAGUCGGAUAUCGCAACCCUGAAAAGGCUCGGACCGACUUGGAUCGUGUGUCGUUCUUCAUCAACGCCAAAAUCGAAGAGCGGAUCCGGCUUUCCAAGGAGGGCUCAGGCCACAGGAUGCAGCCAAGCGUCUUCUAUGCACUCUUCGCUAACGCCGUCGAAUUCUCGCCCGACUUCCAGGGAGUCCAAGAGGCAUACGUUGCCGAUGACUUCCAAGAAGCCGCAGCGACGAUUGUGCUGCCACCUGACCCAGUGGGUACCAGCUUCACAUCCUCGCCGUAUUGGGGCGAGGGUCUGUUGCACCUAGCGGGUUUCAUGGUCAACGGAAAUCCGAGCAAGUCGCCCGACUCGACCUUUGCUGUUAUGGGCUAUGACUUCGUGGAGCAGCUGGCCGCCGUCGAACCUGGCAAACAAUAUAUAACGUAUACGCGUAUCUCGCGGUGGGAAAAGGAUACGGCUUUCUGCGCCGCUUAUGUCUUCAACCCGCAGACGUCCAAGAUCGUCAUGCAGGCUGUCGACCUGCGAUAUCAGGAAUUCAAGACAGCCACCUGGCGUCAUAUUCUUGGCGGUAAACACGGUGGAGGACCCCAGCAUCAGGCUGCCACCCCUCGACCACAAAAGCCGGCUGCAAAGGAUAUCAAGAUCAGUGACGAUCCGACUGCUCCUGUGGAUGUAGCACCAGUGGAACAGGAGACGAGCAAGGCACAGAGUAGCGACGCGGCCCAAGAUGCAGGAGUUUUCCAGGUUAUUGUGGACAGUCUUGCCACGGCGACUGGAAGCGACGCUUCAGAGUUCACUGACGACACUUUAAUAUCCGACAUUGGCGUUGAUUCAAUCAUGGCUAUCGAGGUCGUUGGGGUUCUCAAGGAGUUGGACGUCGAACUCUCUGCCGCGUUUCUCUUCGAGUAUCCCACAAUCGGUGAUCUCCGUCACGAAUUCGGUGGGCAGGCCGCCAAAGCUCCCCAGGACGAAAUCAACGCGACACCUUCUAGCAGUGCAACUGCUUCCACCAGCACAACGCCUUUCACCAGCGUAACGCCUUCCACAAGCGUGGCGCCUUCCACUAGUGCAACUCCUUACAUCAGCAGGAAGACUUCCAGGGAAGAUGUCCCAAAAUCAGACGAAUCAGUCUCCAGCGAGACCUCAAGCCUGGUUCAUGUCGAAAAAGAGACGUCAGCUCCAGGUCCAGAGGCGGACAUCGACCACUCGCCACUCCCUAAAGUCAGGAUCACGCUACUGCAGGGCCGCGCAAAGACCGACAAGACGCCACUAUACAUUAUAGCCGAUGGUACCGGCACCGUCGCAUCAUUCAUUCACUUCCGGCCCUUUAAGUCUAAGCAGACAGUUUUUGGCAUCGACUCACCCUACUACCGCUGUCCAUCCCGCCUGACCAGCAAGGUUGGCAUAAAGGGAGUAGCCAAGCUCAUCGUUGAUGAGCUGAUUAAGAGGCAUGAUAAGGGACCCUUCCAAGUCGGCGGCUACUCGGCUGGUGCCCUCGUCGCCUAUGAAGUCUCACGGCAACUGCGCACCGCUGGGCGUGACGUCGAUGGUCUUCUACUAAUCGACCUGUGUUGCCCACGGUCGCAGCGGAAGGACCAACAAACGCUGCUCGCCGAAGACCAAUUCAGCUACGAUGUCUUCGAGCAGGCUGUCAACAAAGACGGUCUUUGGAGUUCUAUUGGCGAUAGUCGCGAACACUUCCAAGCUUUCUUUGUUGUCAUGAACGAGUAUACCCCAGCCCCAAUGACCGCCGCGGAUAGGCCUGCUAAGACAGCUGUCGUCUGGGCUGAGAAGGGGCUUGUCAAUCGUGUGUCAGACAAUCCCGAGUUGAUGGAGAAACUAGUGAGAGAAGAGAAUGUCCCUACCAAGUCUUAUCCAGGCUUUAUGCAGGAUCCAAAACUGGGCACGUUUGCGUGUCUUGUCCCCGACAAGGGCGACAAUCUCGGCCCCAACGGCUGGGACAAGUUCACCGGUGGAGAAGUAAUGGCUAUGUCUGUGCCUGGAGAUCACUUUGACCUGCCCAUGCCUGGACAUGUUCAUCUUCUACAGGAGAAUAUGGAGAAGGCAUUUACAUAUUUCGGCUCGAAGUAG